GUCAAAUCGCGAUAUUUAUUGUUUUCCUUAUUUGUUCUCUUCCCAUUUCAUCCUUUACUCGGUUGUGGAUACAGAACACAAUAAGAUUGUAUACCGUCCAUUUUUGUAACUUCGUGUCUCUUCAAACCAUGACAUUGGCAGAAUCACCGAAAGUCCGGUGGAAGCCAUAAUAUAGAAAAGAAAGAAAGAACUAACGCUAUGGCCUCCUCGUAUUCAUAUCCCGAGUUAUUUUUGGCGGGUUUUAUAUUUACCUUGCCAUUUUUAUAUGAAAAGAGUAAUCUUUUCCGGUAUUAUUUGAAGUUUUUUCUUUACUAUGCCUAUGUAUUAAUUACUUGUACUGUAUUAUUACCAGUUGUAUUGUUAUAUCCAAGGGAUGUUACAAAUUUAAUCGUUGCUUCCAGAUUUUGUCGUUAUGCUUCGUACAUAGUGGGAAUAGAAUGGGAAUUAAGAGGUUUAGAACACUGGGAUAAUGAGCAGUGCUACAUUGUGAUAUCAAAUCACCAAAGCUCAUUAGAUAUAUUAGGUAUGUUUGAGAUGUGGCCCCGCAUGAAGCGAUGCACUGUGGUAGCAAAGCGACCACUAAUGUUCACUGGAGCUUUUGGUUUUGGAGCAUGGCUCUCUGGCCUUGUUUUCAUUGACCGCUUAAAAACUGAUAAGGCUAGACAGUUGAUGAGAGAUGCCACAGAGAGAGUAAAGCGAGAGAAGACAAAGUUAUGGGUUUUUCCUGAAGGAGCAAGAUUCAACAAAGGCACUAUACAACCAUUCAAGAAAGGAGCUUUUUACUUGGCUAUAGAUGCGCAGAUUCCAAUAAUGCCUGUUGUGUUUAGCCAGUAUUACUUUCUUGAUGGUGAAACUAAAACAUUUGAACCAGGAAAAGUGGUGAUAACAACUUUGCCUCCUAUACCUACUAAAGGAAUGACACAUGAUGACUUGGAUGCCCUCUCUGAGCGGGCCCGGCAGCAAAUGAUUGAUGUUUUCAAUGAAAGCUCCAAAGAUUUAGUUAUACAAAACAAGGUUGUUGUGUAAAUGACACUUCCUCAUUUCUAGAAUUAAGCUAAACUAUUCCAUAUAAUAUCAAUAAUUGUACAAAAGGGAACAAAGUCAUGCCCUAUGGAAUAUUACCUCUAGCUAGUGUACACCUCGGUGUUGUAUUGUUUCUAUUUAAAAUUUUUUUUUUCUAGUCACAUAGUACCUGUUUGUUUUACUCGCUAUUGAGUUCCAUUAUAUUUUGUUAUUUAAUUAUUGUUACUAUUAGUUAGGUAUAAUGAUUAAUUCUACAACUAUUGUUGUUCGUAUAUUUUCUCAUGGAA
Messenger RNA from Amyelois transitella, 1310 nucleotides. It is a transcript of the gene Agpat1, whose product is annotated as 1-acyl-sn-glycerol-3-phosphate acyltransferase alpha. The record is from RefSeq and is a predicted model, not a curated record. Gene Ontology annotation, molecular function: 1-acylglycerol-3-phosphate O-acyltransferase activity. Bases 199 to 1026 code for a protein of 275 amino acids. Gene Ontology annotation, cellular component: membrane; endoplasmic reticulum. Gene Ontology annotation, biological process: phosphatidic acid biosynthetic process. NCBI's taxonomy places the organism in Eukaryota, Metazoa, Arthropoda, Insecta, Lepidoptera, Pyralidae. The transcript is spliced from 7 exons.